AUGCGCGCAAUCAUCGAAGAUAUCAAGGACAGUCCAGAAUUGGUUGCAGACCCAUCUGAACGAUUCAAACGAAGAAAGACUGAAGAUUUCGCUACACCAAAUCAUCCGCUGAGCCUGAAAACUUCAUAUCCCUCCCAGGCAUUGCGCUUCCUCGAAAAAGCGAAUGAACGCAAUGGAUCAACUCCUCCUGUUUCUUUACCAGAGCAAGCCCGCAUCAAAAUGAGCAUUAUCGUCGUCGGAGCAGGACUAGGUGGACUCGCCCUCGCCAUCGCGCUAGCCCGACGAGGUCAUUCAGUGCGGGUGCUGGAACAGGCGUCGAAACUCGGAGAGGUCGGCGCCGGAAUCCAGAUUCCACCAAACUCCGGGCGCCUACUACACGACUGGGGUGUUUUUGAGCAUUUGGAACAGUGGGUCGUGAAACCUGACGCCAUUCAUUUCAGGCGCUGGGAAGAUGGCCGAGAGAUCGGGCGCACGGCGCUUGGUGAAAACUUUCGAGAGAACUUCGAGGUUCCAUAUUAUGUUGUUCAUCGUGCGCAUUUCCAUCAUGCCUUGCAUCAACGAGCGCUGCAGUUGGGCGUUAUGGUCGAACUGAAUGCUAGGGUCGUGAAGUACUCUGAGAAAAGUGCCUCAGUUGAGCUGGCGGAUAACAGCAUUAUCAUGGCAGAUUUGGUGAUUGCCGCGGACGGUAUCAAGUCAAAAGCAAGGGCAGCUAUCUACAAGGACACAAUUCAUGAACCUUCUUUUAAUGGGUUCGCUGCGUAUCGGGCGACUGUCGAUGUUCAAAAGAUAAAAGCAGAUCCAGAGAUUGCCUGGAUUGUCGAAGAGCCAUCGCUCAAUAUCUGGAUUGGCGAAAAUAGACAUGUCAUGACGUACACAAUCGCCGCCGGCGAGGCAUUCAACAUGGUACUGUCCCAUAUCGAUCGAUCCGACCCAGCAACAUGGACAGGUAAAUUUACCAAGGAGGAUAUACAGCAUGAAUUCCGUGGAUGGGACUCUGGAUUGACCAAAAUCAUCUCUCUCAUCGAUGACUGCUUGAAGUGGCCCUUGAAAGUUGGUCAGCAGCUCCGAUCCUGGACCGCACCAUCCAACAAACUGAUAAUCAUGGGCGAUGCCGCCCACGCCAUGCUGCCAUACAUGUCGCAGGGUGCCGCCAUGGCUGUCGAAGAUGGCGCCGCCCUCGCGGUGGCGCUCAAUCAUGUAUCUUCUCUAGAUGACGUACCAUUUGCGCUGCGCGUGUUUGAGCAAGAGCGUAUCAAAAGAAGCGGAGAUAUGCAGAACGCUAGUACCGUGAACGGGACGAUAUGGCACUUUGCGGAUGGGCCAGAACAGAGGGCCAGAGAUGAAUCGAUGGCCGCGGAAGUUGCUGGGUUGCCUUUGCUCAGCAGCGCGAAUCAGUGGAGUGAUCCGGUCACGCAGUGGUGGGCCUAUGGGUAUAAUGCGGAACAGGCGAUGGAAGAUGCUUGGGCGAAAUCUGUGAGCGAUCUGAUCAGGCAGAAUAGAUAG
Alternaria burnsii is the source of this 1503-nucleotide messenger RNA. RefSeq names its product fad binding domain-containing protein. Gene Ontology annotation, molecular function: monooxygenase activity; FAD binding. NCBI's taxonomy places the organism in Eukaryota, Fungi, Ascomycota, Dothideomycetes, Pleosporales, Pleosporaceae. The coding region runs from base 1 to 1503 and encodes 500 amino acids. Gene Ontology annotation, biological process: secondary metabolite biosynthetic process. The record is from RefSeq and is a predicted model, not a curated record. The transcript has 5 exons.